Molecule: messenger RNA, 1105 nt
Organism: Diabrotica virgifera virgifera (western corn rootworm)
Lineage: Eukaryota; Metazoa; Arthropoda; Insecta; Coleoptera; Chrysomelidae
Gene: Cpsf5
Product: cleavage and polyadenylation specificity factor subunit 5
Exons: 1
Coding region: 147-884 (245 amino acids)
Cellular component (GO): mRNA cleavage factor complex
Molecular function (GO): mRNA binding
Source: RefSeq, a predicted model, not a curated record
AUCACAUGUCACAUGUCAACUUUAGUUUCCAUUACUUUUAUUGAAAGCUUACCUUGUUUGAUACAAGUUUUAUAUCUAAAUAAAUACAGAAAUACUGUAUUAGUGUAAGUGUAAAUUGUUAGACAUUUAACAAAAUAUUAGCUAUCAUGGCUAUGACAUCUUCACAAGUGAAGAGAGAACAGCAGAACAAUUUAACCGGGGGUACCGGUUGGCCAAGACGAAACAGCCAAACGGCUCAGCAAAAUAAUACAGUAGUGAGUAAUCCUCCACCAACAAAUACUUUUACACCUGCGGCAAUAAACCGAAUCAUAAACUUAUAUCCUUUAACAAACUAUAUAUUUGGUACAAAAGAACCCUUAUUCGAGAAAGAUCCAAGUGUACCUGCCAGAUUCCAACGGAUGCGUGAUGAAUUCGAUAGAAUCGGAAUGAGAAGAAGUGUGGAAGGUGUAUUAUUAGUGCAUGAACAUGGUUUGCCCCAUGUACUUCUCUUGCAACUCGGAACAACUUUCUUCAAACUUCCGGGUGGAGAACUAAAUCCUGGAGAAGACGAAGUUGAGGGCUUGAAGAGACUGUUAACUGAGACUUUAGGCCGUUUAGAUGGUGUCAAACAAGAGUGGGUUGUAGAAGAUAUCAUUGGUAAUUGGUGGAGGCCCAAUUUCGAACCACCACAGUACCCGUAUAUUGCUUCCCAUAUAACGAAACCUAAAGAACACAAACGUUUGUUUUUGGUUCAGUUACAAGAAAAAGCGUUAUUUGCAGUUCCAAAGAAUUAUAAGCUAGUAGCUGCCCCACUUUUCGAAUUAUUUGAUAAUUCACAAGGAUACGGACCUAUUAUCUCCUCGUUACCACAGGCUUUGUGUAGGUUCCAGUUUAUAUAUAUGUGAAGAUUAAAUUUUAGUGAUUAAUUCUUUUGUAUUACAGACUAUAACUUCAUUACAUUGUAAUAUGGAUUAGAUGUAAAGAACUCUAAGCUAUUUACAUUAAAUAAGCUAAUUUAGGUUUAACGAUUGUGUUAUCAGUUUGUAACAUUGGCUAUAUUUUAUAAGAAGGUGUCCUAAUGGUUAACUUCAUAUAUUUUGACAAAUAUAAUUUUUUUCAGAUUGUA